UGACACAUGCACAUAUAACCUCUUUGAAGCAUCUGGGCUGUUGACACGUGUCCGUACUAUUGCUUUCUUCAGGUAUGAAAAACCCAACCUCACAACCUAAAUUCUCCUUUUACCUCUCACUCACUUCCUCUCCAAUAGAAAAAAGAAACAAAGAAAUCCCAAACUGAAUCCGAAACUUUCAUAUCGAAGAAAUGGCAAGCCAAGAAGAAGCUACUCAAGCCUCUGAUUUGACAUUUCCAGCAGCCAACGUUGACAAAGAUUUGAGUGUUCAAAAUAACAAGAGUCUUGAAGUUGAUCCCAAAUCGUCUGAAGUGGCAACCUCGUUGGAGAUCGAGCAACAAGCUGAGGUUGAGCAAAAGGGGAAGGAAAAGAAGAAGAAAGAUGCAUUACAGACACUCAAAACAACCAUCCUAGUCUCGGCCGUGAUUGUGGCUGUUGCAGGGGUGGUCUUUGCCGUGACAAAGAAAUUGAGAGAGAAAUGAGCCUCUUAACGACAACAAAAUUUAGUUCCAAAAUUUUUUAGGCUGGUUUUGGAUAAAAAUGACAAUGCCAUUUUUUUCUUUUUUCAAUCUUUUACGUUUGUGCAGGCCAUGAGGUCUUUUCU
Messenger RNA from Quercus lobata, 604 nucleotides. RefSeq lists its product as uncharacterized. The record is from RefSeq and is a predicted model, not a curated record. Lineage: Eukaryota; Viridiplantae; Streptophyta; Magnoliopsida; Fagales; Fagaceae. The coding region runs from base 192 to 482 and encodes 96 amino acids. The transcript is spliced from 2 exons.